Messenger RNA from Microplitis mediator, 1822 nucleotides. It is a transcript of the gene Aldh, whose product is annotated as aldehyde dehydrogenase, mitochondrial. Lineage: Eukaryota; Metazoa; Arthropoda; Insecta; Hymenoptera; Braconidae. Bases 156 to 1685 code for a protein of 509 amino acids. Gene Ontology annotation, molecular function: aldehyde dehydrogenase (NAD+) activity. The record is from RefSeq and is a predicted model, not a curated record. The transcript is spliced from 8 exons.
AUUGUUUCUCACAACGUAAUUUCCUGACAUUCUUAAACUUUAAUCUUCAAUCAUUCUCGUACCGCACAUCAAGUGUCAUCAAGUUUAUUACCAACAAGAUCAUACUUAAUCAUUAACCUGAAAACCGUAACCGCGUGAUCAAUUAAAAACCUACGAUGCUUCGCGUUCUAAAAAAAAUUCAGCUCUCGAGGGCUUUUGCAUCAGCACCACCGGCACCAGAGUUAAAUCCUUCAAUAAUGUACGCUGGGCUAUUCAUCGACAACGAAUGGCGCAAAUCCGCUUCAGGCAAAACCUUUAAGACAAUAAAUCCCACGACCGGUGAAGUCAUAGCAGAAGUCCAAGAAGCUGGUGAAGAAGAUGUAAACCUGGCUGUCAAAGCAGCUCGGAAUGCUUUCAAAUUGGGAUCAAAAUGGAGAACGAUGGAUGCAUCACAACGCGGUGUCCUUCUUCAUAAAUUAGCAGACUUAAUUGAACGUGAUCAUAUAUAUCUUGCUUCUCUAGAAACGCUGGAUAAUGGAAAACCUUUCACAGCAUCUUACGGCUUCGAUGUACCCCAGAGCGCCUCCGUACUCCGAUAUUACGCCGGCUGGGCUGACAAAAAUCAUGGAAAAGUCAUUCCGAUGGACGGAAAAUUCUUUGCUUACACGCGACAUGAACCCGUUGGUGUCUGCGGUCAAAUAAUUCCCUGGAACUUUCCUUUGUUGAUGAUGGCCUGGAAAAUAGGACCAGCAUUAGCAACAGGAAACACGGUGAUACUAAAACCAGCAGAGCAGACCCCGCUGACGGCUCUGUACCUCGCUUCGUUGAUAAGAGAAGCCGGUUUCCCACCCGGAGUCGUAAAUGUCCUUCCCGGAUUCGGAGAAACUGGCGCUGCGCUGGUGAAUCACCCGAAAAUUGACAAAAUCGCGUUCACUGGAUCAACAGAAGUCGGGAAGUUGGUUAAACAGGGCGCGGCGAUGAGCAACUUGAAGCGAACUACUCUAGAGUUGGGCGGAAAGUCUCCGAAUAUUAUUUUGAAAGACGCUGAUAUGGAUUAUGCCGUCGAAACCGCCCACUUUGGUUUGUUCUUCAACAUGGGACAAUGCUGCUGUGCCGGGUCCAGGACUUUCGUCGAAGAUGAUAUUUAUGAUGAGUUUGUUGAAAAAAGUGCUAUCCGCGCUCAGAAAAGAACCGUAGGAGAUCCAUUUGACCCAAAUGUCGAACAUGGACCCCAAAUUGAUGAAGAGCAAAUGAAUAAAAUUCUGACAAUGAUUCAAAGUGGCAAAGAUCAAGGCGCUAAAUUAGUUAGCGGAGGUGACAGAGUCGGUAGUGCCGGUUAUUUUAUUGCUCCAACUGUUUUUGCUGAUGUCCAAGACGACAUGACUAUCGCUCGUGAAGAAAUAUUCGGACCAGUCCAACAAAUAUUGAAAUUCAGCGAAAUUGAUGAAGUAAUAGAACGCGCUAAUAAAACAGAUUAUGGACUAGCUGCCGCUAUUUUCACAAAAGACAUCGAUAAAGCCAAUCAUUUAAUCCAGGGAUUACGUGCCGGCACAGUUUGGGUAAACACUUACAAUGUCCUCGCAAACCAGGUGCCCUUCGGCGGCUACAAAAUGAGCGGACACGGCCGCGAGCUCGGCGAAUACGGACUCGAAGCUUACACAGAAGUUAAAAGUGUAAUUAUGAAAGUACAUCAAAAAAAUAGCUAAAUAUUUUCCAUCAUUACUUAAAAAUUUUAAAUUAACGCUCAGUCCCGCCAUAUUAAAUUUGUUACCUUUUACAAAUACAAGUACAAAAUUUCCGUAAUCGUACAUAUAUAUGUAUAUAUAUAUUUUUUUUUGUAUUU